Tarenaya hassleriana is the source of this 963-nucleotide messenger RNA. Its product is annotated as CCR4-NOT transcription complex subunit 11-like. The transcript has 7 exons. NCBI's taxonomy places the organism in Eukaryota, Viridiplantae, Streptophyta, Magnoliopsida, Brassicales, Cleomaceae. The record is from RefSeq and is a predicted model, not a curated record. Gene Ontology annotation, biological process: negative regulation of translation; mRNA catabolic process. Gene Ontology annotation, cellular component: CCR4-NOT complex. Bases 168 to 710 code for a protein of 180 amino acids.
UCCCACCCACGCGACGCUUCAAUGGCGGAGAGGAGUUCCCCAAGCUGGAAGAGUUGCGACAAGAGUUCCGCAGCAACACUGAUCCCAGACCAUCUCAUCACCUAGACAAGGACUGUUCCGAUGAAAAGCCGCUGCAGGAUCAGGAUCCCGAUGAUCGGGACCGUGGCAUGUGUGCCGAUACAAGCAGAGGCGCAGCGGUCAAGGACUUGCUUGUAAAGGCACUAGAGGGGUCGCUUCCACCUGCACGGCACGAGAUGGCGUCCGCAGAUGACCCGAAGCCUGUUUCUCGCCCCGGAAUAACUCCGGGGGAGUUACCGCUUCUGGUAGAACAAAACCCUCAAACCGUGGUCGAGAUUCUCACCAAGUUGAACAACUCUCCGGAGAUUGAUGAAUAUUUGACGGCUAUUGUAAGCAUGGAUGCGAGCCUGCACUCGAUGGAAGUCGUGAAGGGGCUCGCGACAGCGGUCGAGCUUCCAAAGGAUUUUAUGCGCACGUACAUCGGCAACUGCAUGUCGUCUUGCCAGAACACGAAGGACAAAUACAUGCAGAAUAGGCUCGUACGGCUCGUUUGUGCGUUCUUGCAAAGCCUAAUUCACAAAAGAAUGAUUGACGUGAAGGAUGUAUUCGCCGAAGUCAAGGCCUUCUGCACUGAGUUUUCACGGGUUUGGGAAGCAGCCGCACUCCUCAGGCUUUUGAAAACUUUGGAAUGACUAAAGAUCUCUCCGUGUACCCAAGAUUGGGAUGUCUACACUUGGGGAGGGCAUUCAGCCGACAUUCUCACCGGAUUUCAUUCUCCUUCUCUUAUUUUUAUUAUCUUAAUUUCCACUUUGAACACAAAGACACUUUCAAAGUGAAGGUUGUUAACAUCUCACCAUCCAUAUAGCUUAGAUCGGUAUGAUUUAUGCAUGGUGGCUUAAUUACCAUAUGUUUCAUUUUUUAAAGGGGAUAUAUAUUGAAUCUUGU